AUGACACCGCUCCCCAAAUCCCUCGGCCCAAGAUCAACAUUCCUCCGACCGCGACCGAUAACCCCCGGAUUCCACCCUUUGCGCCGACCUCGCUGUCACCGCUAUAAGUCUGAUUCUGCGUCGGGGAAUAAAACACAUAAAAAUGCAAGCACAAACACAGUAUGCAAUAUGGGAUCGAAUGCUACACAGUCACACUCAACAUCACAUUUAAAUCACCAUGCCUCGCCUCCGCCAAAAGAUACACCCGCCGCAUCAGCAGGCGCAGCAACACCACCCAUAAAACAAUCUCGCACCUUCGGCGUUCGCAUCCGCGACUCGAUCAAGGCUGGCCCCGCGGGAAAACUAGGAAGGUGGUAUGCGCGCGUGCAACAUGAAAGGCCAUAUACGACGCAGUUCUGGAGUUCGAUUGUUAUUUAUCUCUGUGGAGAUUUGAGUGCGCAGAUGCUUUUCCCCGCUGAGAUUUUGCCCGAGAAGGGAGAGAAAGGCGAUGCGCAGACUGGCCAGACUGGCCAGACACGGACACAAGCCGCUGUUGGAGAUGGGGAGGACGAAGGGCCCAAGUAUGCUGGAUAUGAUCCGUAUAGAACGAUGCGACAUUUGGUUGUUGGGGCUGGGUCUAGUAUUCCUUCUUAUAACUGGUUCCUAUUCCUCGGUAACCACUUCAAUUACCCCAGCAAAAUCCUCUCAAUCCUGACGAAAGUCGUCGUCCAACAAACUUGCUUUACACCCGUCUUCAACACAUACUUCUUCAGUGUGCACUCCCUCCUCGGCGGUGCGACUAUGGAAGAGACCUACGAGCGCCUGAAGAAGGCUCUGCCUGUUUCUAUCACGAACAGUGUUAAGCUUUGGCCGGUUGUUACGGCGUUCAGUUUUAUGUAUAUACCUGCGCAGUUCCGGAAUGUGUUUUCUGGUGUUAUUGCUGUCGGGUGGCAGACUUAUUUGUCUUGGUUGAAUCAGAAGGCUGCUAAGGAGGUUUUGUUGGCCGAGAUUGCGGAGGAGGAGAGGGUUAGGGGAUUGGUUGGGCCGGGGGGAAUUGAAUUGAUUGCUGGGGCUGUCACAGACGAAGAAGAAAUACUAGACGACCUCCUCAAAGCCGCCACGGAAAACGCGACCGUCCAGCCCGCCACUCCAACCCCAAGCUCGACUGCAAUCCCGACCUCCCCGAAACAAACAUCCACAAGAUCGGACAUCCCCGAUCCGGACAUUGCCACUCUCUCUCUCCGGCGGCAAUUGCAGCCCUCGUUGCCGAUAUUGAGGAUGGCGUUGGCAUUGCGCAACCGGGUACACCUACACGUGCACAGUUACCAAAGGUGCUGGGCCCGGAAGGGCCCCGUUCACCAUGGCGGUCAGGCCAGGGUAAAUCAGGUCGCAUGGGCGGGUUCAGCAGGAUGGCGAGUGGCAGUCCGCGCGCUAGCAACAGCAACAGGGCCAGCCCGCUUGCGUCUACCGAAGCGAUUAGUCGAGCACACCAAUUCAACAGAAGGCAGAACGAUAGAGCGCGAGCGUAGCGCAGCGCGCGAACAGGAAUGGAUCAAGCAGGACCCAGCUGUUAAAACACUCGACACACGAUCACCCGUCGAACGAUUCCGCAGAGCACCUAAUAAAGCGUUCUCCGUUACGGAUCUUGUUUCGCCUGCUUGGUGCGAGCUGCAGUAUUGGUAUACCCUUACCAAGCAUGGGCGGAAGAAGCGCACGCCUGCCAUGCUACGCGGGAGUACUGUGCAUAAAACUCUUGAAGAUGAGAUAUAUACCACUGUCCCUGUGGAGAUUUCGACGAAGGAGGAUGCGUGGGGUCUUCGGGUUUGGAACAUUAUCCAAGGACUGCGUAUGCUGCGUGAGUAUGGGGUUACGCGGGAGAUGGAGGUUUGGGGGCUUGUUGAUGGGGAGAUCGUCAAUGGGGUUAUAGAUCAGUUGUCUUAUGAGUGUCCUGAUUCUGGACUUGAGGGAACUGCUGCUGGGUUUUAUGCCGAUCUUGCUGCUUCCAGAGUUGCUUUGCCUGAGUAUCAGAUGUCAUUGUCUGACUUUUUGCUUUCUUCUGCGCAAGGCGGGAGGAGUCUUUCUGAGUGGGGACAGGGUGGUGGCGAGGAGGUGCCUGGUCCGGAGAAGAUGGAGCAGGAAUUGCCUACGGAGGCUUAUAGUCUUCCUCGCGUUUACUUGACGGAUAUUAAGACCAAGGCUAGUCGGUCUAUACCGACUGUUAAGAGUACUGGGUUCCGGCCUACUCUUCUCCAAUUACAGCUCUACUAUCAUAUGCUGAACCGUCUCAUCACCAGCGAUGACGUGACGAUUGACAUCCUCGCCGCUCGGUAUAACUUCAGUCCGGAGAGCCCAUUCACAAGUGCAUUUGUCUCAGAAGUCGACGGACUAAACGACGAAUUUUUUGACGCCCUCUCUUCUCAAGAACACGAAGCAAGUCCAACAUCAAACGCAAAUAACCCAGCCUCGAACCCACCAGCCAAUCAAGACUCAACCAGCAUCCUCAUGACACACAAUACCCUCUCCCGUCUAUGGGCAUUCAUGAUAGACCAACUCCGCCUUACAUUCCUUCCAGAAACAACACUCACAACCAUCGCCCCAUCCAUCCCUGCAACCACCCAACCAGACCUCCUGGAGGAAUAUCAAACCCUCCUCUCCCCCGUCCUCACAGCCCGAUACCUCUCCUCUGCCGUCGAAGAAGAAUCCGCUUCCCGCCAUCUGGGAAGUCGAUCCUUCCUCUACGAUCCUACAACCAUGACCUCGUAUCUCUCCGACCAGAUGACCUGGUGGCGUGGCGAGCGUGAUCCGUGUGGAGUAGAGAUUAUGGAUGCGUGGAAGUGUCGGAUUUGCGAAUUCCGGGAUGAGUGUGAGUGGCGCCAGGAGCGGGAGUUGGCUUAUGCUAGACGGGGUGGGAGGAGGAGAACCAGUGAUUCGGCGGAUAUGAUUGAUUCCGAGUAG
Molecule: messenger RNA, 2934 nt
Organism: Penicillium antarcticum
Lineage: Eukaryota; Fungi; Ascomycota; Eurotiomycetes; Eurotiales; Aspergillaceae
Product: Mpv17/PMP22
Exons: 4
Coding region: 1-2934 (977 amino acids)
Biological process (GO): interstrand cross-link repair
Cellular component (GO): nucleus; membrane; mitochondrion
Molecular function (GO): single-stranded DNA 5'-3' DNA exonuclease activity
Source: RefSeq, a predicted model, not a curated record